Molecule: messenger RNA, 3865 nt
Organism: Ipomoea nil (Japanese morning glory)
Lineage: Eukaryota; Viridiplantae; Streptophyta; Magnoliopsida; Solanales; Convolvulaceae
Product: importin-11
Exons: 24
Coding region: 372-3392 (1006 amino acids)
Biological process (GO): protein import into nucleus
Cellular component (GO): cytosol; nuclear envelope
Molecular function (GO): small GTPase binding
Source: RefSeq, a predicted model, not a curated record
GUUGAAGAGGCAUAAAAACAUAAACGGCGCACGUAGAAGCCACAGCCCACAACCCAUCAUUUCUGUUCAGACUCUCAGCCCCUCUCACCUGAGCCUGAGGGGUUCUAUACUCGUAUAACACAUACGCCCUUUUGCCUGCCUUCGCCGGAGCCAACAAAUAAACCAAGCCACCGUACCAUCACUCAUCACCUUCUCUCUCAUCCUCCUCACCACCCAACCACCGCCAUUUUCGCCGUCCGUAAAACCCCUCGCAACACUUCCAUUUUCUCCACUCGCCGAUUCGACUCAGCGUCACUAUCCGAUCCUGGCACCGAAUACACGGAUUGUGUUACCCCUCGAUUGACAGAUUGGUUGCGUAUCGGAGAGUAGCUAUGGCGCUAUCGGCCGCCGACUUGCCAGCGAUGUACUCGCUGCUAACCAACUCACUGAGCGCCGACCAGAGCGUGCGCAAGCCAGCUGAGGCCGCUCUCGCUCAGUCUGAGAGCCGCCCCGGUUUUUGCUCCUGCCUCAUGGAAGUCAUCGCGGCCAAGGAUUUAACAGCUCAAGGGGAUGUUCGAUUAAUGGCAUCUGUGUACUUUAAGAACAGCAUUAACAGAUAUUGGAGGAACAAGCGCGACUCAAUGGGAAUUAGCAGUGAAGAGAAGUUAUAUUUAAGACAAAAACUUUUGGCACACUUGAGAGAAGAGAAUUACCAGGUUGCCCUUACUUUAUCGGUUAUCGUUUCAAAAAUUGCUCGCAUCGACUAUCCCAGAGAAUGGCCAGAUCUCUUUUCCAGUUUAGCACAACAACUUCAAUCGGCUGAUAUUUUAACUUCCCACAGAAUUUUCAUGAUUAUUUUCCGCACUCUGAAGGAGUUGUCUACAAAGCGUCUUGCUUCAGACCAAAGGAACUUUGCUGAGAUAUCAACACAAUUCUUUGAAUACUGCUGGCAUCUUUGGCAGACUGAUGUUCAGACUAUACUUCAUGGUUUCUCAGCCCUUGCCCAAAACUUUGGCACAAAUACCUCUAAAUUGUGUCAUGAUGAUCUUUACCUAACUUGUGAGAGAUGGUUUUUGUGUUCCAAGAUAGUUCGUCAGUUGGUAAUUUCUGGCUUUCCAAGCGAUGCAAAGACCUUGCAGGAGGUCCGGCAUGUAAAAGAGGUCUCUCCAGUGCUUUUGAAUGCCAUUCAGUCAUUUAUUCCAUUUUAUUCCUCUUUCCAAGAGCAACAUCCAAAAUUCUGGAACUUUGUAAAGCAGGCAUGUACAAAGUUAAUGAAAAUUUUAGUUGCAGUUCAGCAGCGGCACCCUUAUUCAUUCGGGGAUAAAUGCGUUCUGCAACCCAUUAUUGAUUCCUGUGUUAAAACAAUUGUAGAUCCAGACCCACAUAUAAUGUCCUUUGAACAAUUCUUGAUUCAAUGUAUGAUAAUGUUGAAAACCGUUUUGGAAUGUAAAGAGUACAAGACAACCUUGACUGGACGUGUGGUGGAUGAAAAUGGGAACACAUUUGAGCAGAUGAAGAAAAACAUUUCUAGUUCUGUUGCCAGGCUCCUUGCUUCUCUUUUUUCUCAUGACAGGGUAAUACUGCUAUGUAAUGUCCUUAUCAGGAGGUACUUUGUUCUGACAGCAAGUGAUUUGUCAGAGUGGUACCAGAAUCCUGAGUUAUUUCAUCAUGAGCAGGAUUCAGUUCUAUGGUCAGAAAAACUAAGGCCAUGUGCUGAAGCGCUAUAUAUUGUUUUGUUUGAAAAUCAUAGUCAGCUGCUAGGACCUGUUGUGCUCUCUAUACUGCAAGAAGCUAUGAAUGGCUGUCCUUUUUCAGUCAAUGAAAUAGCACCAGCAUUACUACUUAAGGAUGCUGCUUAUGGUGCUGCUGCAUAUGUUUAUUACGAGCUUUCAAAUCUUCUGAGCUUUAAAGACUGGUUCAAUGGUGCAUUAUCUAUCGAGCUUACAAAUGACCACCCAAAUAUGCGGAUCAUACACAGAAAAGUUGCAUUGAUCCUUGGACAAUGGGUUUCAGAGAUUAAAGAUGAUACCAGGCGAGCUGUGUACUGUUCUCUGAUUAAAUUGCUUCAGGAUGGAGAUUUAUGUGUCAGGCUGGCAGCGUGUCGUUCCUUGUAUUUUCAUAUUGAAGAUGCAAACUUUAACGAGCCAGAAUUUUCAGAUCUUCUUCCCAUUUGUUGGGAUUUAUGCUUCAAAUUGAUAGAUGAAGUACAAGAAUUUGACUCCAAGGUUCAGGUUUUGAAUACAAUCUCUGCUCUUGUAGCUCACAUUACUGAAAUUAUUCCAUUUGCAAACAAGUUGGUGGUGUUUUUCCAGAAGGCCUGGGAGGAAUCUUCUGGUGAAAGUCUUUUGCAGAUUCAGCUUCUUACUGCACUGAAAAAUUUUGUGGUAGCUCUUGGUUAUCAGUCACCCAUCUUUUACAAUACUUUGUUGCCAAUUUUACGAAGUGUGAUUAAUGUAGAUAGCCCUGAUGAGCUACUUGAAGAUGGCAUGCAGUUAUGGGAAGCCACACUUAUUAAUGCUCCAUCAAUGGUAUCAGAACUACUUGGAUGUUUUCCUUGUUUAGUGGAAAUUCUGGAAAGAAGUUUUGAUCACUUGAAGGUUGCUGCAAAUAUUAUUGAGGACUAUAUAAUUUUGGGUGGAAGGGAAUUUCUUAGUAUGCACACUUCAAGUAUCACUAAAUUUCUUGAUCUGGUGGUUGGAAAUGUCAAUGACCGUGGGCUGCUUUCAACACUUCCCGUGGUCGAUAUUCUGGUUCAGUGUUUUCCGGUGGAAGUGCCUCAACUAAUCAGCACCAGUCUGCAGAAAUUAAUUGUCAUAUGCUUGACUGGAGGAGAUGAUCACGAUCCUUCCAAGACGGCUGUAAAAGCAUCUGCAGCAGCUCUACUGGCAAGGAUUUUGGUCAUGAAUACAAAUUAUCUUGGGCAAUUAACGUCUGAACCCUCACUCUCAUCGAGUCUUCAGAAAGCCGGUUUCCCUUCAGAAGAAAAUAUUCUUCUUUGCCUGGUUGACAUAUGGCUUGACAAGGCUGACAAUGUGGCUUCUCAUCAGAAGAAGACAAUUAGUUUAGCCCUUUCUAUAAUUUUGACAUUAAGGCUGCCUCAAGUACUAGAUAAACUCGAACAAAUUCUAAGUGUCUGUACGAGUGUAAUACUGGGGGGAGGUGAGGAUGACCUAACUGAAGAAGAGUCCAGCAGCGACAACAUUAGUUCUAGCAGGCCAAAUUUUCCAAGCAAAGAAUUGAGGAGGAGACAGAUUAAAUUCUCAGAUCCGAUCAAUCAGAUUUCUCUAGAGAACUCAGUGAGAGACAAUCUUCAGACAUGUUCAGCUCUUCAUGGAGAGUCUUUUAAUGCAGCGAUUGGUAAAAUGCACCCAUCGGUCCUUGCGCAAGUAAAACAAGCAUUGAAAAUGCCAUAGGCCAAUAUUUUUGUGAAUUUUUUGGUUGGAAUUCUUGUGUAAGGUUCGCUAGCUUUCUCAUGAUCCCAUGGAGGGUGAAGGAUGAAGGGAUGGUGGAGUUGUGCAUACUUGAGUACUGAAAUCAUUUUACCUGUUAUAAUUCCCUUGGUGUCCAGGUGAGUUUUGAAGUUUUUGUCGACCCCAUAUUAUUUUUGCAUUCUCUGGAGUGAGAUACAGUUGCAGCUUACAAUUACGGAAUAUGUGUUGGGUUUUUCUGGUGUCAAUUCAUGAGAGUAGCUUGAUUGUAAUUCUUUCGUGUUUCAUAAUUUCUCCCCAGUGCCUCCACAUGCAGUAAAAAUGUGGGGAUUGUCAUAUACUGUAAAUAAUGAUCCCUCGGUGUCGUGGUUUUUUGAGGCACAAGGAGGAUCAUACAUUGAGAUUAUCCAUUGCAAACUGAUGAGUGAAAAGUAUAAUUUGGUUUGUUUCGAUGAGCA